GCUAGGAUUACAGGCAUGAGCCACUGUGCCCAGUCUCUGGAGGUAUAUAUAUUUUUUAAAGCCUCAUAUCUGUACUAUCUUUAAAAAGUUGGCUAUUUUUACCAACUUGGCUCCUGCCUCUGGCCCCAGUGGUCCAGAGGUUUCUCUUUUUCCUCCCUAGCUGCUUUCCAGAAACUCUAAGGGUAUUCCCCUGACUUUAUGAUGUAGAGCAGUUCAGCUUCCUCCAACCUAUAUCCAAAUGCUUGAGGUCUAAAUUGUCCAGUCAAGGUCACAAGGUGCCCAAACAACUCAUAAGCCUGAGACAGUUUUGAAGUUUCUGUCUUUCCCUUUUUUUUUUCUCCAUGGCCAUCUCUGCAAGGGGAGAAGGCAAAAUAGAGGUUUACUUCUCUCUAAAAUCAACUAUGUUGCUUCACCUAGAAACAACUUCAGUCAGUUUUGGUCAAAUAGACAUUUCCACCCUUUUUCAUUUGCAUAAAACACACGGUCCCCUGACUUCUGUGGACUCCUUGGAGUUGAUCUCCUGUUCCUCCUCCUUGGGCUACAUUCUCUUCUGGCCCUCCAGGCAUGACUCUGUAAGUCCUUCUUAAUUCCCUGCUACCAUAUUUGCACAACAGUUGAGAAACCAGAAUAUCUAUGGUCUAGUUUUCACAAAUACAGAGGUUAUUCACGAAUAUUAAUAUUUUCACUUCUCUUUUCUGCUUUCUGGGUGAGUCAGUUCAGACUUUUUGUUCUGGUCCCUGGGAGCCUUGCUGGGAAGCCCAAUCUGGGUCUGAGAGUGCAUAGAUCGUGGCGGAUGGUGUAUCAUCCCCCAUGGGGCUCUGCAGCCUAGAAAGUGGCACGACCAGGAAGUCAGCAGGUGGAGGAGGCAAAUGAACAGAGGAUUAGACUUUUUCUCCUUUCCUUUGUCAUCUUUCAUCCAUGUGGGUUUUUAUAUUUAUUUACUUACACACAGUUUUAUUCCAAAACUUCUUCGAACUGGGUCAUAAAGCCAACUGCAUAUUGCAAAGUAGAAGAAACUAAGCUUUGAGAAAUCAGGUAAAAAGUGACAAAUGACAGCUGCUGGUGGAAUGCUACCUGUCCUGACUGACCCUCUUGCAAAUGUUGUCUAGGAUGUUUGCAGUGGUCCAGAAGAAAAAAGUUUCCUGUGAGAUCUAUUUCAAUCACUUCAAGGAAAAUAAGGUGGAGAUAGCAAAUGCAAUAACAAAGCUAUUUCCUUUUCUUGAAAGCCUCAGGGACAAUUCCUUUAUCACUGAAAAAAUGUAUGCUAAUUCUCAAGAAGCCUGUGUAAACUUGAUUCCUGUACAGAAAGUUGUGUACCAGGUUCUCUGCCACCUGGAGAAGGUGUUUGAUUGUUCAGUUCUGUCAGUCCUGUUCAGCAAGAGUAACCUGAAAGAGUAUCCUGAUUUAAUUGAGAUUCAUAAAAGCUUCAAAAAGGUGCUCCUCUUUUCCCAGAAAAGGGCUGGAAAAGAAACACCAAAAAUGCCCAGCUUUCUGCCAAGCUGUAAACAAGGGGCAAAGCUAUUCAGAUCCAAAAAUCGGGUGGAACCUAGUUUUGUGCACCUGGAAGACAAACAGAUGGCAAGAACGGCGUGUAAUCAAGUCCCCGAAAUAAUUGUGAUCAGCAGUGAAGACUCUGAUUCCUGUGAUGACGAAGAGCUGCUGGAAGCCUCGAGCACAGCAUCAGAACCUGGACCUGGUGAGAAGGGCAAGGACCACUCGUGCGGUGCUCCAGGACUUCAGGCAUCUUGA
This is a messenger RNA of Sapajus apella (tufted capuchin), 1749 nucleotides long. RefSeq names its product nuclear body protein SP140-like protein. The transcript is spliced from 6 exons. Bases 1099 to 1749 code for a protein of 216 amino acids. Lineage: Eukaryota; Metazoa; Chordata; Mammalia; Primates; Cebidae. The record is from RefSeq and is a predicted model, not a curated record. Gene Ontology annotation, cellular component: nucleus. Gene Ontology annotation, molecular function: DNA-binding transcription factor activity, RNA polymerase II-specific. Gene Ontology annotation, biological process: regulation of transcription by RNA polymerase II.